Messenger RNA from Penicillium lagena, 1557 nucleotides. RefSeq lists its product as uncharacterized. The record is from RefSeq and is a predicted model, not a curated record. The transcript is spliced from 3 exons. Gene Ontology annotation, molecular function: FAD binding. The coding region runs from base 1 to 1557 and encodes 518 amino acids. NCBI's taxonomy places the organism in Eukaryota, Fungi, Ascomycota, Eurotiomycetes, Eurotiales, Aspergillaceae.
AUGACAGUAACGGGUACAGCUAAGUUCAUCCCGGAGUCUAUCCCUGUGUUGGUCGUGGGUGCUGGUCCCGUUGGCCUUUCUCUAGCUAUUGAGCUACGGCUGCGUGGAAUCGAGGUUGCAGUCAUAGACAAAGAUCUGGAGAUCUUGAACGGACAUCCAAAGGGCCGCUCAAACGAUCUUCGUACUUUAGAGCACUUCCGUCGCUGGGGCGUCAGUGAUGAAUUACGCAAGUGGGCCUGGCAGCCGCCAAAUCCCAAACAGCAGCUGGCUAUCACAGAAUCCCUUGUGCGGCGACCACUCGGUGCAUUUCCGCUUCGAUAUGGCAGGGAUGUGGACGAGUCACGAGAUCUAGCAGCAGAACCGUCCCUCAGUGUGCCCCAGCCUAUCACCAUGCGAGUUCUGCAAAAUCGUGCCAUUCAAUUAGGAGCCUUUAUUUUCCGAGGUUGGAAAGCAGCGUCGGUUCAACAGGAUGACAAGUGUGUCAUGGUUGAGCUCCACUCCCCAGAUGGCGGUAUUCGUUGGGUUACCUCUAGCUAUACCAUUGGAUGUGAUGGUCCCGGUAGCUUGCUCCGAAAGUCUGCAGGGAUCAAGCAAAAAGAUACCGAUCCUAUUGGACAAAACUUGAGCUACGUGCUCUCCCGCUCACAAUGCCCUGGGAAUGCUCCUCGCACAUCCUCGAUAAUCAGCAUCCUCGGGGAGGAGAAUUGGGGCUACAGUAUUAUGGUUCCCGAUGGACAAGUUCUCGCUGAAGAUGAGGUUCUGGUGUUUACUCGCGUGGGUGAGUCGUAUCAAACUCGUCAACUCUUCAUCGCAGGUGAUGCCUCUCAUCUGUGUCCUCCGACAGGGGGAUAUAACAAGAACGUUGGUAUCGGUGAUGCAGUCAAUCUUGCCUGGAAGCUCGCUGCAGUUUUAAACAGCUGGGGAGGGGAAAAAUCGCUGCAAACUUAUGACAUUGAGCGCCGGCCUGUGGGAGAACGGGUUUCUCAAUCAGCUAUGGAUCUCAGCCAUUCUUUGAGAAGGGUGGCUGAAAUUUUCAAGGAACUACCCUCUCUAGAAAGCAGGACAAGCGAAGAGCAACGAUUUCGAAGGGCCCAGCUUGCCUAUGAAAUGAGCUACCCAGAAUGGAACACCAUUGGGUUUUCACUCGAUCAGCGCUAUGAUACGUCGCCCAUUAUCAUUACUGAUGAUUGGGAGAGUGCACCAUAUGACGGAACCAGGCUCUGGCACUAUGCGUCGCCUGGUCAUCGCGCACCACAUCUGUGGCUUACCGACGGUUCGCCUUUACUGGAUCAUUUUGGAAGGGAGUUUACACUUCUGGACGUAGGAGCUGUGGAAGAGAAUGUCGAGAAUAUACUCAGCGCCGCUCGUCAAAUUGGAAUACCCUUGAAGAGGCUACAACUGCCUGUAUCAGUUGCUCGAACGAAAUAUCCAGCGGAGAUUACGAUUAUUAGACCUGAUCAGUACAUAGGUUGGCAGGGAUCUCAGUGCGAUGAUCCCUUAUUGAUGAUUGAUAAGAUCCGGGCGCAUGAUUGCCAUGGUCUGACUGCGGGGGUUUGA